Dichomitus squalens LYAD-421 SS1 is the source of this 1341-nucleotide messenger RNA. RefSeq names its product NAD(P)-binding protein. Bases 586 to 1341 code for a protein of 251 amino acids. Gene Ontology annotation, molecular function: oxidoreductase activity. The record is from RefSeq and is a predicted model, not a curated record. The transcript is spliced from 4 exons. NCBI's taxonomy places the organism in Eukaryota, Fungi, Basidiomycota, Agaricomycetes, Polyporales, Polyporaceae.
GUGCCUUCGCGACGGCCUCGCACGGUUCGAGUAGGACGGUAGGGCGUACGACCAAGCCACCGCGCGUAAAACGCGGCCAAAUCCCCCAACUCUCACAACACAUCUUGAGCAGCCCAUAGUAAACUUGGCCUUUGGAAGGUACCUCCAGAGCUUUGCCGAAUCUCUCCGAGUCAUCCCAUGGACGGCGUUGAGGCCCGGUCACCAGCAACCGUCUGGAGAUGCACUCCACGGCCCAGUAGUAGGUUCUUCAUGCGAGCUCUUUGAUGGAGGUGUGUCAUAUGAGCAUUCGAAUCUCUCGUCGGUCGCGCGAUGCCCUCGCGAUCUCACCUAUAGUCGUUUGGAUGCCCACCGAAGCGUCUUGCGCAAUAUGGUUCAUAUGCAACCGAGGUGGUUAUACAAUUUGACCCACAAACACUCCGCGCAUCUGGCCUUCAUCCUGACAUCGGCUCCGUAAGCAACUGGAGGUGCUCAACAUUGGAAAUGGCUUCCUACCUCUCAUGUGGUCUGGUGUGAUGCACUCACACCCACGUCCCAACCGUCCCCGCGAUAUCUCUAUAAAGCGGGACAUCGCUCGAAGCCAACACCAUGUCUCUCCCACUCGCAGGCCGCGACGCCAUUGUCACCGGGUCCUCGCGUGGCAUCGGCGCCGUGAUCGUGAAGCGUCUUGCGUCCCAGGGCGCGAACGUCGCCAUCAACUACGUCGCGAGCGCCGCCGUCGCGCAGAGCGUCGCGGACGAGAUCAACGCCAAGGGCGCGGGUAAAGCGAUCACCGUCCAGGCAGACGUCAGCUCCCUCGCGGGGUACCAGAAACUUGUCGACGCAGCGCUCGCAGGGUUUGGGCGGAUCGACAGCCUGGUCUUGAGCGCGGGAUACACGGAGUACGGGGCUUUGAAGGACAUCACCGAGCAGGAGUAUGAGAAGCAUUUCGAUACGAACGUGAAGGGACCUCUGUUCCUCACCCAGGCAGCCGCGCCGCAUUUGAAGCCCGGCUCCAAGGUAGUCCUUUUCUCCUCGUCGCUUACACACGGCUCCACCCUCUCUCCGAAUACCAUUCUGUACGUUGCGUCAAAAGGCGCCGUCGAGCAAAUCAGCCGUGCGCUCGCGAAGGACCUCGGGGCCCGCGGCAUCAACGUUAAGACUGUAGCCCCUGGACCGAUCGACACCGAUCUCUUCCGCCGUGGGUCAACGGAGCAGCAGAUCGCGUUCUUCGAGAGCAUCCAUCCGCAGAAGCGGCUCGGCCAGGCGGAGGAGGUCAGCAACCUCGUGCAGUUCCUCGUCAGCGACGGGGCGAGCUGGAUAAACGGCCAGACGAUCAGGGUGAACGGAGGCUACGUGAUUUAA